AUGCAGACCAUAAAGCUCGUCGUCGUCGGCGACUCCGGCGUCGGCAAGACCAGCCUGCGCGGUCAAUACAUCUCGGGUCGUUUCUCAACUGGAUACCGCGCUACCAUCGGCGCCGACUUCAUCGCGAAAACGGUUCCACACCCGCACAUACCAGACGAGUCUGUGACGCUGCAGAUCUGGGACACUGCCGGCCAAGAACGAUUCUCCUCUCUAUCUUCCGCCUUCUUCCGCGGCGCGGACGCUGUUCUCCUCAUCUUCGACGUGAACAAGCCAUCCACCUUGACGAGCCUCACGCGUUGGUGGGACGAGUUCCGCGCGAAGGCACCAGUGCCGGACGAAGAGGCGGCGGAUUUCUGCUGCGUGGUCGUGGGGAACAAGAUGGACCUUGCCAGACCAGGAUCUAGCAUCAACCACAACGCUGCUACGCAAACUGCAGCAGACGGCUAUAUCAACUCGAUCGUGACUGAGCUAGAAGCCAUGCGGUUCCUCGACACGCUUAUCCCCCCGGAUUCCCAUCCGCCCUCCCCUAUAUCCGACCACGACUCGAUCAUCUCACACGACGAGCCGCUCACCGACCGCGAAGCCUUUCCGCACCCUCUUUCCAACUCCUCCCCACUCCCGCACCCCCGCUCCAUCGCGAUCUCCUCCAAGUCUAAAUCUCUCUCCCGCUCGCACUCGCGUUCCGCGACCUCGAUGAUUGGCACCGUUCGCACGACCCGGACGACGGUGACGAUCUACCACACGCCCUCCUCCUCGCUCUCACUCUCUCUCCACGACCACUUUUCAUCCGCGCGCUCCUCGCCCCGCGCGUCCUACUACUCCCGCGCGCACUCCCGCUCGCGCUCCCGCACCCGCUCGUCCUCCCUCUCCUCGCUCGAAAUGUCCCCCACGCGCACCCCGCGCCGCAUGGCCUCGCUCUCCAUGUCCACCACCUCCGACGCACCCACCGUCGCCCCGCGUCGGCCCUACUCGUCCACCUCUACCACCCCCAGCACCACCAACCCCUACCCGCACGCGCACUCCCUCCCCUCCCUCGCGCUCGCGUCCCUCCCCCCGCGCGCGCCACGGGGCCCCAAGCUCUUCUUCGCCUCCGCCAAGACGGGCGACGGCGUUCCGGACGUGUUUGCCUACGUCGCGCAGCGCGUGCUCGCCCGCUGGGCGUACGAAGCCGCCCUCGACGCGCGCACGCUCCACGUGCGCGAUCGCUCUGGGCUCGAUAGCGAUGAUGUGGACGGCGGGGGCACGAUUCGGCUGGAUGCGCGAGGGAGGGGAGGGAGGAGGAGGGCGAAGGGGUGGAAGGUCCCCGGGGCGGAUACUUGUUGUGCCUCAUAA
Messenger RNA from Punctularia strigosozonata HHB-11173 SS5, 1332 nucleotides. RefSeq names its product ras-domain-containing protein. Gene Ontology annotation, cellular component: fungal-type vacuole membrane; vacuole; late endosome. Gene Ontology annotation, molecular function: GTP binding; GTPase activity. The coding region runs from base 1 to 1332 and encodes 443 amino acids. The transcript has 3 exons. NCBI's taxonomy places the organism in Eukaryota, Fungi, Basidiomycota, Agaricomycetes, Corticiales, Punctulariaceae. Gene Ontology annotation, biological process: regulation of vacuole fusion, non-autophagic. The record is from RefSeq and is a predicted model, not a curated record.